Suillus fuscotomentosus is the source of this 1683-nucleotide messenger RNA. RefSeq lists its product as uncharacterized. Bases 73 to 1395 code for a protein of 440 amino acids. The transcript is spliced from 2 exons. The record is from RefSeq and is a predicted model, not a curated record. NCBI's taxonomy places the organism in Eukaryota, Fungi, Basidiomycota, Agaricomycetes, Boletales, Suillaceae.
AUACUCAUCUCCACUUCACGUCCACUUGCUCUUAUCCAAUAAAGUACUCUCGUCCAUCGAUAUUUACUCUGUAUGCCUGCCUGGACAAUAAUUUCGCCGAAAAACCCAGUGAACGAUCCGGAGGGUCAUCCAAUGCGGAUCAACGUAUACCGGGUGAUGAAAGCUGUCUAUCAUAUCUUAGACCCAUCAAACGAACCGAGUUCCACGAUUGAUGAAGUAAAGCACAUCGCAACCCUCGAAUACGCACUCUCGCAAGAAAAGGAGGGUCCUCCUGAAAUAUCAAGCCUCGUCAUCCAUCUGCGCCUUUCCGCACAGACUGAUACACGCUUUGAUGUUGUGCUGCAUGACUCGGACAUGCAGAUCAAAGACAAGGUACAGAACACGUGCAUUUCGCUCCCUGGAGAGCUUGCCCUGGUUCUGAUGGACAUCUCCUGGUUCAUUCGCGAGUUCGUCAUCAGAAGGUCAGCUAUCGAGUGGACACCAGGUCCGGACUGCCGUAGGAUAUGGGAACAGAUCCAAGAGGAGAAAUACAAUCAGCGUGUUUCACAGCAGGAGACUGCUGGUGGCACAGACACCAGUAGAAUCGGAUGCUCUUCAUGCCCCACCGGUCGCUGCAAAAACUGUAAGGUCGUAUCGUGUUGGUCGGCCAAUUGCUGUGAAUCUUCCGAACCCCCAAUCGUACGGUGCGCUAAGCAUGAAAACAAUGUUUUAUGCCUUCCGUGCCUCGAAGAGCAGGGGUCCAAGAGAGAGCUAGAGAAAUGUCCUGCGUGCAAAUCUUGGUGCUGUCCCAGGGAUAUGAGAAAGUGUAUCGGUUAUCCCGUUACCAUCCCUUCGGUUUCUCAUGCAUCCUCUCCUAAUCACUUCCAGCAUAUAAUGACUAUCUACCUCCAAACAGCUAAAGUCCACCCUCUCAAGUACGGUUCUUGUGGCCAAUGCGAGCUUCCUGGCUGGCGGAGAUGUCCAGGUAACUUCUGUUGGUCAAAGCACAAUGCGAUCUGCCCGGAAUGCACCAGCGGUGGUAUCAUGUGUGCGUGCCAGGAAGUGUGGGCAUGUGGUGUCUGUGCGGAGCACGAUGGCAGCAUCUUUAUUCGUUGUCCGCGCUGUGACAGGCGGUUCUGCACCUCAUGCACCUAUAUCGACCAAUGCAUGUCGUGCGCCCAUGUUACCCUCUGCUAUGACUGCGCUGAAGAAACGUCGGAGGUGGGUGAUGGGGUAGUAGAAAUGUUUGUUACACUCGCCGCAACAUGCGACAGCUGCGGGAAGAAGGUGUGUAGUCGCUGCGCGCCACAUAUAGGCCGGUGGUCUUCAUGCCUGGGGUGCUUGGCGAUGGAGAACCGUCGUACUGGACGUGCAGAUACCCAAUACCACGUCCCACAUCAUACAACACGAUUGUAAUUCACAGGUCGCUCCAUGCAUAUGAGAACAGAACGUCUGAUUCCGCGGAAGCAAUUCGCGUGACUCCCAUGGAUGUGCCCCAGUUGAGCUCCACUGUUCCCUGUUUGUGUUGUAUAAUUUGUGUAUGAUGCACCUCUUGUCAUAGCUUGCUGCUGUGUUGCUGGUAGUACGCCUCUGCGGCAGUCAGCCCUUUCCAUGCUGUCAUCUCCUGUGUUGAAGCGCCCAUCUUGUACAUACCGUAUUCUCAGGAAACCUAUUCCCUCAAAAUUAAACAUUUGUUUGCUUCGA